Molecule: messenger RNA, 1488 nt
Organism: Opisthocomus hoazin
Lineage: Eukaryota; Metazoa; Chordata; Aves; Opisthocomiformes; Opisthocomidae
Source: RefSeq, a predicted model, not a curated record
AUGGUGUUUUAUACUAGAGGACAUCUCAGCUUUCAUAAGAAAUGUCACAAACAGUUUAAGGCUACUGGUGAUGGUUACACGAAUCAAAGCAAGGAGUAUCGCAGAAGCAAAAUACGCAAAGUUAACAGUGAUUCCCAGGAUCGUGUUUCUCUGUCUCUUUCUGGUAAAGAAAAUGAUUGUCUCGGUGGGGGAAUGCUGGCUUCAGAAGUAGAGUUUGAGCGGACAGGCGAUGUGUGGGACAAGAAGAAAAUGUGCUCUGGAAAGAAAUUGCCGGAAAACAGCCAUGGAAGCAACAGCUUACCUGUUAGUGGGAAUAGAUCACAAAUUCCUCUGAAUUCAUACAAAAUGGACACUGUCAUUUGCAAAGAGGAAUCUCUCUUCAACUCCAAGGCCUCUCAUUCACAAGUUCAAGAUGAUGAUGUAUAUCAUAGAUUCGUGGAAAACUUAAAGGAUAUGUGGCCUUCCGAUUUGUCUGCGUUCAAAAUGUACAAGUGCCAACACUGCAGUUACACUACUGCUGUUCAUAGUGACUUCAAGCUGCACCAAAAUAUACAUACAGAUGAAAGACCGUAUGUGUGUAAAGAAUGCAAGAAGGCAUUUAAAACGUCAAACCAUUUGCAGAAACACAGCCGAAUUCACAUAAAGAAUGGAUACGAGUUUGGCCAUUGCCUCUAUGUGGAUAGCUAUUUAGAGAACCUUGAAUUGCAUCAUGAAAUGCAGGUAGGCAUGUGUCCAGAAAGAGAUUUUGGUUCCUUGGAAGGUUCAAAUAGCAUCCAUUCCUUGCUCAGUUCGGAAGUCUGUGGGGUACAGCCAGAUUUCCAGAGGGGCAAAGAAUAUGAUUUGCUAGCACAAAGUCAGACGCGAUUCUAUCAGUGUGCAGAGUGCGAGUACACUACUUACAUUUUAAGCAACCUUGAACUACAUGUAAGAACUCACACAGGUGAGAAACCUUACAGCUGCAGUGUUUGUCAGAAGAAGUUUCGUACUUCCAGUCACCUGAAAAGGCAUAGAGUCACGCAUUUUAAUACGGAGCAUCUCAAGUGCAGGAACUGUGACUAUUCGACAAACAAAUGGCUGGCCUUGAAACGGCAUCUGGCUUCGCACUCUUGUGGGGAAAGCUCAUCUACCAGCUGUGCCUACAAACACGAGCAGCUACCUGUCAAAACAUACACGUGUGAGGAGUGUGGCUAUUCCACGGCCCACAAUGGAAACCUGAAGCCACACUUGAGAAUUCAUACAGGGGAGAAGCCGUUCAAGUGCGGUCAGUGCGCUGUUGCUUUCCGCACAUCGAGCCACCUGAAGCGCCACUUAAUGACUCAUUUAAAGCUGCGCUGCAGAAGGUGUAAAUUUUCUACGUUAGAUAAACGUGCUUUACAGAAGCAUGUAAAAACACACAAAAAAAUGUACAAGUGUGGAAAGUGUAAUGUGACGCUGCCUACCAAAAAAAUUCUGGAAAAGCAUAAGCGGCAACAUAAGCUUGGAAUGUAA